Stylonychia lemnae is the source of this 1014-nucleotide messenger RNA. Lineage: Eukaryota; Ciliophora; Spirotrichea; Sporadotrichida; Oxytrichidae. The record is from the annotation of a GenBank genome assembly.
AUGUAAGCAGAUAAUAACCUGAAGGAAAAUCUCUUGGCUGGCUACCCUAAUCACAAAUAACAAGAUGAGGAUAUCAAAUAAUAAAAGGACAAAAGCUACCUAGGAUACAUCUAUUAACUAUUUUUCAUAAUCUCACUGUGUCUGCAGCAUCUCUUUUCAAAAUUAAUGUUUAACAGGCAUGUAAACCUAUCAGCUUUGCAAAUAUUAGUGAUUAGAGCAUGCUUUACAGCCAUAAUUUUUAUUGUCGUAAUGAACAGAAAAAUCAAGCAUGUAAUGAUCACAUCAAUACCAAGGCAAAGUUAUUUUAAUCUUACUGUUAGAUGUAUUUAAGGACUAAUUGCAUUUACACUCGUGUAUUAUGCUUUAAGAUAUCUGCCUUUAGUAUUCGUGGCACUUGUAAUGAACCUCUCGCCUAUAUUCAUAGCAAUAUUAUCUUACUUAGUUCUUAAAGAACAACUUAUGAGGAUAGAUAUAAUUAUCCUUGGAGUCUCGUUCAUUGGUGUGAUCAUUCUAGUAAGUGGCUCUAUUAAUUCCGAGAAUGUCUCAUAGAGUAAAAUUGAAGAUACAAGCAAUAUCUUCGCAUGGAUAGCACUCUUUCUGAUACCCUUCAGUGCAGCUAUCAAUGCAGUUAAUUAAAGACAGAUGAGAGAUUUAAACGAAUACACUGUUGGAUCUUAUAUGACUUUGGUUAGUCUUUUAGGGUAUACUCCUAUCGUGCUUUUAUUCGAAAAUGGAUUUGGAAUAAUCUAUGACUUUGAAAUGUAUGAUUGGGCUUUAGCCAUCCUUCUCGGUAUCACAGGGUUCUAUUUUAACGUCUUUAGAUUUAAGGCUCUGCAAUACUAGGAGCCAGGUAAAUUAGGAGGCAUCAGUUAUUUCUAAUCUAUUAUACAAUUGAUUUUGGAUGUAGUGUUUUUAGGUUAGAAAUUUACCAGUUAAUAACUGAUCGGAAUAAUGGUCGUAAUAUGCGCUAAUGGUGUAAAAUUAGGGUUGUGGAUAAAGAAAUUAUUGAAAUGA